UAUUCGUUUUGCGUAGCGUUCGUUGUUUAUUAUCAGGUGUUUCCUUAAUUAAACUUGUUAGAGUUUAAUGAUUUUUAUCUGUCACUAUAAAUUACUCUAGUUGAACUAUGUAUGCGUCAAGGCUAAUAAAAUCAAUUGAAUGUAGUCAGUCAAUGCUUCCUCCAGGAUGGGAACAGCGUUUCGAUAAGAAUUUGGGACGUUUUUAUUACAUCAAUCAUUCAAACAAGACCACUUCAUGGCAGAACCCCAGUCAGAAUCUUGAUCAUCCACCACAACAAACACAAACUAAACAGUGUGAUUCUCAUGGGGCUGGAACGGUAAAAAAUGCAGUUAUUGAACUUCAAAAUCAGUAUCCGGAAUUCUCUCCUGAACAAAUACAUGUUAUUUUAAAAGAAUGUAAUAAUGACAUUCUCCAAGCAAUUAAUCGUCUGAAUAAGUCACCAGAUUCACUGGAUGUGACCCCAUUAGCUCAUUCAUCUGAAUCAGCUAAACCUCAUCAGGCAACUGAUCCUUCUGCUUUGAUCAAAGAAGAUAACAAGGCAACAGUUCAAGCAAUGUUUGAACAGGAAUUUCCAACAUUUGAUAAACUUGUUAUUCAAAUGGUUCUAGAAAGUUGCCAUUACAAAGAAUCAGUUGGUAGAGUUAUGCUAACAACAAUGAAAAGUGGAAAUAGCAAAUUAGAAACUCAAGCUCAAGAAGAGGAUACUACCUCAGCUGAAGAAACUAUGUCUGUUAAAAGUGAUUUAUCUCUCAAGGAGCAUGUGAUUCUGGAAACCCCUAUUCAAGAUUUAGAUGAAACAUCUAAGAAGGAAGAGAUUAAUAUUGAUAAAAAUAGAAAAUGGUCUAUUAAACAUGAAAAAGGAGAGAGUGAAAGACAGGAAACCCCAUCAUACCAAAUAAAAUUUCCUGAAGGUACAAAUACUCAAAGAGAUCACCAACACAUCUUAAUGUACAAGACUAGUGCCAAAGGUCCUGAUCCUAGCCUUCACAAAGGACCUUGUGAUGACCUCCUGUUGAAAGAUUAUGUUCCUUUGAAUGGACCAGAUCCCAACAAUCAUAAAGGUCCAAAUCCUGCUCUACAAAAAGGGCCCAAUUAAACGGAUUAGAAGCUGGAAGAACUUCAAAACCGCUAGAUUGCCCAGUAAUUAAAGAUCUGUAACUUAUGCAUUGUGUGACAUGAAAUUGUUUGUGAUUUUAAUUCUUUAUAAAUAUAACAAAUUAUUGUUGUUGUUGUUUUUCUUUUAAUUUUUAGUAUUGAAUAAUAUUAUUAUUAUACUGUACUUGUCUGCAUUAAUUUUAUUAUGAAGUCUGCCUAUGUUAAAGUAUUAUUUAGUAUAUUUUUUUCUGCCAGUAAUUUUUGUUUUAUACUGGGUACCUCAGAAUCCUAUUUGCAGGAAAGUUAUUCAAAAAUGGAGAGUGAUGAUAUAUGGAAAACUAAUUGUUAGUGGUGUGAAAUGAGGUAUUGUGGGCUUGUGGCCUAUCCUGUGACAAUAUCAUUCAGCUCAUUCCAAGCCAUGUGUUUUUCUGUGCUAAUAUAAAAAGUUAACACACUACCUUCAAAGUUUUUUGUUUUGAACAUAAAUGGAAUUUUUUAAAUGUCUAAUACACUUUACACAGAAAUUUCUAUAGGUCAGUUUGAAUAAACCAACUAAAUAGAGAGCAAACUUUACAAAACAUGAAGUUUAUUUUUUUAUUGUAAUGUAACUCACAACAUAAAAAGUUCAAGUUUUUCUCUGAAAAUAAGUAUUGCUCCAUUUUAUCCUUAUAUACAGGUAUAUAAAUUGUUAGGGAAAAAAAUAGAGAUGCUGUCAAGAUAUUUUUAGGUGUUUUUUUUGUGUGUUUUGUAUGAUAGCCUAAUUUCUAAAAAAUAUAGUGCUUAAAUAUUCACAGUUUGUUAUAGUCCAAUUUGAUUGUUCAUGAAAUAUUCUUGUUGUACAACAAAUGAUAUAUUUAAACGUUUUUAGUUAAUUGUUUUUAUUAUUAUGACUUAAACAUGAAAUAUUAUUAGGAACUUAAAAAAAAAGAAUAUCUUGUUGCCAUGGUGUUUUUAUACAAUACUGUUGUAAGGUUUUAUAUUAUACAUCAUAAAUUAGUAUUUUAUCUGUUUUGGGGACAUUUUCCUUAGUAUGCAUGUGCAAAAUAUAAUGUAAAUCUAAUGUCAUUUAAUGUUAUGUUUUAUAACUAUUUAAUGUUAUAAAAAAUAUUUUCAUUCCUAAACAUUAAUGUUUGUUUCCUUGAUUUAAGAAGCAUGUUCCAUAAUAUGCACAGAGUUUAAUCCGAUUUUAAUAGUUUAGUUAGAUGCAUUUGUUUCUUGUACAUCAGUAUACAGAAUAUACAGGUUUUGCUUAUAUUAACUUAUCAUUACCAGAAGUUUAUUUUUUCACAGCUUUUGCAUACAUAUGAAAACUGUUUUCAGAUUUUUAUAUUUAAAUUUUGAAACUUCAAAUAUGUGUUUUGUAAUCAGAUGCUUUGUUGUAUACACGUGUAGUGAUAUUUCAGUAGUCAGUAAUUCUUAAUAAUGUUGAAUUAUUUUAGUAUUUUGAUAAGAAUUGUAUACUAGUUCAAUAUUUGUAUCUUAUCACAAGUUUUUUCAUUUUUUAGGUUUAUGUAA
This is a messenger RNA of Limulus polyphemus (Atlantic horseshoe crab), 2611 nucleotides long. RefSeq lists its product as uncharacterized. Gene Ontology annotation, molecular function: transcription coactivator activity; ubiquitin binding. Gene Ontology annotation, biological process: positive regulation of transcription by RNA polymerase II; hippo signaling. Gene Ontology annotation, cellular component: cytoplasm; nucleus. The transcript has 9 exons. The coding region runs from base 108 to 1097 and encodes 329 amino acids. The record is from RefSeq and is a predicted model, not a curated record. NCBI's taxonomy places the organism in Eukaryota, Metazoa, Arthropoda, Merostomata, Xiphosura, Limulidae.